CUUUCACUUUAUCUAUUUGACUUCAUGAACUCUUCUGAUUCUACACCUUUAUAUGCCUAUCUGUCAACUCAACAUCCUGAACUUAUCAACAACUCUGCUAGGUUAGAUUGGUUAUAUGGAUCGAAAAAGGAACACGAGCAGAACGAUGGUGACGACGAAUAUACAAAACAACUUCAUUUAGAGUUUUGGCGGGCAACCAUUCUCGAUUGUAACCUUAGAGGUCACUUGGGUUCUUCACAAUAUUAUCUUGCUCUAGAUAUCUCAAAGCUUGAUGAUAUAUUUUGUCGACCUGAUUUGGGAAAACCUUUGGCAUUGUCUUAUGUUUUGACUUGAAACAGACUGAAGAUAUUAUAUCUAUUGAAGUAUUUUCCAAAACAUUUACUUCAACUUCUUGGUUACGACGUAUGUACAGCACAGUCAUCAAGGCACCAACACGAUGGUCUUUAUUACCUUGGUCAGCAACUUCGACAUUAUCAUCAUCAACAAAUAUAUUUGUAGUCAUGUCAAGUAUACAAACCAUUGCACGAUCUAUAUUGCAACAACAUCAACAGAAUGGAUCUCGUUUCAGCAGUGUGGACGCUGUACUGACAUUUACAGAAUUUCGGACAAAAUAUGGGACCUAUCGUGACACUAAGCUGACAGAUGAUGAUCUUUGGUUACUUCUCAGGUACAUGAAUUCACAAUUUGGUCUUGCUGUGGAACCAAAUAUACGAGGAUAUGGACAACUACAUGUGGCGAUCAAAUUUCCUGAAUAUAGUGACGUCUACUACUCGGCUGUACCUACAACAACAACAACAACUACUACUAGUGCUAUGAUGACUACCUCAGCCACGACAACAAGGAUGAUAUUGUCACCGGCGGAAAUCAAUGAAAGUGACAAGGCGAUCAUUAGUUUGAAAACCACGUGUAAGGCUCUACAUGAUCAAGUGGAUGAUUUACAAACCAAAAUGGAAGAACUUAUCAAAUUGUCAACACAAUAUUCAAGCAAGAAACAAACUCCUCAAGCUCUUUAUACUUUAAAGAAAAAACAUUUAGUGGAACAAAUAUUAAAUCGUCGAUUAAAGUCUUUGGAAACUAUGGAAACUCUUUUGUUGAAAAUCGAAGCCUCUCAUAAUGAUAAACAGAUCAUUCAAGCAUUUAACGUCGGUGUAGUUAUUUUGAAACAAAUGUUCAACAAUAGUGAUUUGACAGUGACAAAUAUAGAUGAAACGAUGUUGAAGAUGCAGAACACAUUGGAAGAACAAAAACGAGUAGAAGACGCUAUUACAGAUGGAACAAAUCAAGUGAUGGAUUUGUAUGAUGAAUCAAGUAUCGUGAUGGAUGAUGAACCCGUAUUGCAUGACACUGGAUUACAAAAGGAAAAACGAACAAGGGAAGUCAUGAAUGACGAAGAUUAUACUAGCAUCAUUGCUGACGACAACAAUAAUGAUGAAUAUAAAGAAUUAGUAACACUAUCUCCACCACCAUCUACAGCACCCAACUCGGAAUUAGCUAGGUUACAUUCAGUUUUAUCUACUCUACCUCAAGCACCUAUUCUACCACCUCGAUCAAAACAACGAAGACGACUUCAACAAUUGGCAUGAAAAGCACUUCUUGUUAGUUAUAAUAAUAUAUAUCACCUGUCUUCGCUUUGUUGUUAUAUCAUCAUUUGUAUUCCCCCCCCCUAUGUCCCAUCUUUUUAGAUCUGUAUAUACUCCAUUUUUCUUUUCUUGUAUAUGAAUACACUUUGGUAAUAAAAAAAAAUUGUCUACUUUCAAAC
Molecule: messenger RNA, 1759 nt
Organism: Halteromyces radiatus
Lineage: Eukaryota; Fungi; Mucoromycota; Mucoromycetes; Mucorales; Cunninghamellaceae
Exons: 4
Coding region: 405-1583 (392 amino acids)
Biological process (GO): vesicle budding from membrane; late endosome to vacuole transport via multivesicular body sorting pathway
Cellular component (GO): multivesicular body; ESCRT III complex
Source: RefSeq, a predicted model, not a curated record